This is a messenger RNA of Pieris rapae (cabbage white), 2510 nucleotides long. RefSeq names its product chromaffin granule amine transporter. The record is from RefSeq and is a predicted model, not a curated record. Gene Ontology annotation, molecular function: serotonin:sodium:chloride symporter activity. Gene Ontology annotation, cellular component: terminal bouton; synaptic vesicle membrane. Bases 1027 to 2391 code for a protein of 454 amino acids. The transcript has 7 exons. NCBI's taxonomy places the organism in Eukaryota, Metazoa, Arthropoda, Insecta, Lepidoptera, Pieridae. Gene Ontology annotation, biological process: aminergic neurotransmitter loading into synaptic vesicle; transmembrane transport.
CCUCAAUAUUUUACUUAUACCGAUACAUCAUCUCUUCGAAGCAUUUCUCCAGGCUGCGCUCCAAACGUCUAACUCUUCAGUAACAGUGAGUGUCAGAGAAUAUGGUCUUGUAUUAGAAGAUUAUUUAUUUGCUUAUCAAUAUUCCUACAGCUACCUACUUAUUUUAAACUAUCUAAACAAUUACACACACAAGACAACAACGGAAUACACAAUCAAACAAACAUUUAACACAGAUAACAAUUAUUAACUACAUACUUAUACAAAAAAACUUCCCUAGGGCCUAGGGCUGUGAAAUAUCAAGAGAAAGUUCAAAGUACCAUAAAUAUCGUAGAUGUUUUUCCGUAAGACUUUAUUUUAUUUUGAAAAGCACUGCAUGAAUGACUGCUGCAUUCAAAGAUGCCAAUCAAGAGAAAUAUAAUUAGUCUUCUAGUAAUAUUCGACAGCAAAAUACGAUUUUGUUAAAAAAACCUAACGAUUAAAAAGGACAUUGGGUCAAAGCAGGUCUAGUGUUGUUCACAUUCAAUUUUUGUUUAAUUAAUUGUUAUCAGACGCGUCGAGGCGGCAAAUAAGGUUGCGGUUGAGUGAGCGAUUCUCGCGUCCCACUGCGCGCUGAUUGAAUACGCCUUAUCAGCUGAGCCCGGCCCUCGGCUAGUGGCACGAUGAAUUUAGCACUUCAAAACCCACAUGCAUGCAUUUUAUUUAAAUUGUCCAUUUAUAACAACUAAUAAAGAAUCGUGAAAUAUGAAAGUUUAUAGCACCAACGGGUACUUUUCCUAUGUAUACUAUUACUACUAAUCAGUUAUUUCGUCGGUACAUACGCCACGGGUAUAUUUUUUAAUAAGUUUUUGUAGUGUAUGUUAGUAGUAUCAAAAAUGUUAAUAAACAACGGGUUCAUAAAUAAAACGACCACGCUAUUCCUAUCGCUAAAACUCGCGGUCGUAUCGGAACACCCUACAUCGCAAAGGUGAGGGAAGAUUCUCCGCGAGCCGCCGACGGACGCGGCAGUGCGGGUGGUGUUUCGGCGACAUGACGUACUCUCCGUUGGAGCCGACGAGCCGAGCGGGCGCGGCCGCCUUCCUCCUCGUGUACUGCACACUGUUCUUGGACAACGUUUUACUCACCGCACUCGUGCCGAUCCUGCCAGAGUGGAGCGGGGCGACGGCGGCUCCCGCCGUGCUGCGCAACGGCUCGACGAUAUCGCUGGAGGCCGGCGAUGCAGGCGGCGAGGCGACGGCGGCGGGCGCCGUGCUAGGCGCACGCUCCGCCGCUCAACUGGCGUGCGCACCCUUGGCAGCCACCAUGACGACGCGCGUGGGGCCCGCUGCCACUCUGCGUCUCGCCGUACUCCUGCUCCUCGCAGCCGCGACGGGGCUGUCUUGGUGCGGCAGCAGCGUGUGCGCGGCGGGUGGAGCGGCGUGCUUGUGGUGCGGCGCCGCGGGGCGCGUGCUGCAAGGAUCGGGCGGUGCGCUCGGUGGAGUGGCCGGGAUGGCUUUGGUUUCACGAGCGGUGUCACCGUCGCGACGACAACAAGCGCUCGGCGCGUCGCUCGGUGCCGUCGCUCUAGGUGUGCUCGUGGGAUAUCCGCUGGGCGGAGCGACUGCCGGUCUGUGGAGUUCGGCAGCGCCGUUUCACCUCGUCGCCGGCGCGCUGCUCGCCAACCUCGGAUUGCAAUACGCCUACUUAAAGAAACCAGAGUACGAUAAGCCAGCCGGCGACGAGCCUCGGAGCACGGCGUGGGGAGAGUGCGCGCGAGGCGUCUGGAACGAGUGCGGAGCGGGUGCGGGUGCGGUGUUCCUGAGCACCGCCGUCAUGGCGGCCCUCGAACCCUGUUUGCCGCUGUGGCUGGAGCGUCGCUUCGGUGCACAGCGUUGGGAGCUGGGUUUGGUGUUUCUGCCAGAUAGUGUGGCGUACCUGGCAGCGACGAGCGGUUCCGCGGCACUGUGCGGCGGACGCGGGCUGCGGGCGCAGCGGGUGGCCCUGACGGGGCUUUGCAGUGUGGCGUUAGGCGGCGUUUUAGUGGCGCGCGCGUGUUCUUUGGGAGCUCUGGCGAUAGCGCAAGCCUGCGUUGGCGCGGGUGUCGGUGCGUUAGAUGCGGCCCUAGUGCCCGCGCUGCUGGCACGUGCCGACAGUCUGCCGCACGCCGCCGCACUGCUGCAGGCCGCCGCGAGUGCCGCUUAUGCCGUUGGGCCCGUGGCAGCUGGAGCCAUUUGGUGGGCGGCGGGCUUUGGCGCCACUCUGCGGGCGUUGGCCGUCGCUAACGUACUGUAUGCGGCGCUGCUCUACCGCCACUUCCAUGAUCGUCCCCUUCCCGACCAGCCCGGGAGCCAAGACGGAACGGAAGCGAGAGGCUUGGGGUCGGAACUGUUGCCACUGUCGUCUCCUUCGCCCUGAACGAUACGCCAUGUUCCGAUAUGUAUAUGUACCUUCUGCCUAAUCAAUUUUAUUUUGUGUAUUUAACUGGAUUGAUGUAAGCUUAAAGACAGAUAUACAAUAAAGAUGUCACUCAAGUU